Penaeus indicus is the source of this 5094-nucleotide messenger RNA. RefSeq lists its product as uncharacterized. The record is from RefSeq and is a predicted model, not a curated record. Gene Ontology annotation, biological process: snRNA transcription by RNA polymerase II; snRNA transcription by RNA polymerase III. NCBI's taxonomy places the organism in Eukaryota, Metazoa, Arthropoda, Malacostraca, Decapoda, Penaeidae. Gene Ontology annotation, cellular component: snRNA-activating protein complex. The coding region runs from base 179 to 4609 and encodes 1476 amino acids. Gene Ontology annotation, molecular function: sequence-specific DNA binding. The transcript is spliced from 8 exons.
AUUUAUUCAGCGUUAGGCUAGAGUUUCAAACUGCAUUGUUCAUUUCAAGAGGCAAUUUUUUAUUAAUUCAUGGUCUUACACCGUUCAUUUUACCGUUAGGAAUUUAUGUCGUUAUUCACGUUCGUCAUUAAUGUCGCAGAGUUGAGUUAAGAUUGCAGUGAGUUAAUUUUAUAUAAGAAUGGACACACAGCCACACAAAAUGCCUGGGGACAUUGUACAGACUACAGAAGAAAGUAAAAGCUACCAGGAUUCAGAAAAUGACAAAGGCUUGGAGGCCAGGGACUGCAAGACAGAACAAAACAACAAUAAAAAUAACAGCAAUCAAAAAAGUAAGCGACCGAGCCUCAGGGACCAACUUCUGCGAGAGUCAGAGUCUUCCUCCUUCCAGUCGCCUGCCACGCAAAAUGCUAAGUCUUGGGAGGGAAAGAAACACAGUCAGGAUGGAGAGUUACAAGAGGAACAAGAGAAAAGAACACGCAGCCAAAGAAAGAGAAAGUACCAGAACUAUAGUCACUACAUAGACGAGAGCGAUGCCCUGGACCUCAGUGGCGACUCGAGUUCUCAAGAGUACAAGCCUUCUGAAGAUGAGGAAAGUGACAGCUCAAAGAAAAGGAAGAGGAUGUCAGGUACUAAGACAAACAUCUUGACACCUAAAGGCAAAGCAGGCAGUAAUCACAAACCAAUGAGGAAACGCAAGAAGACCAAAGUGGCGACAUUACACAACUCUAGCUCGACGAACACUUUGGACAUGCCAGAUAUCUUUAACGAACGCAUGGACUCUCCACCUGCAAAAAUGUCCAGGAAAAAGAAGACCACAAAGAUUUCAGCCAAGAGGAAGAUAGCAGUGAGUGACCAAGAAGAUUCGGACGCAGCAAAUGACUCUGCUGAAGAGGAUGACGAGUCCAGAGCAUCAAAUAAUUGCAAGAAAAGUGAAACAAAGGUUUCAAAUAAAAAUUCUAGAUAUGGCCAGCCAUAUUCAAUUACAGGGAGUUGGUACAUUGCUUCAGGCUAUCUAGAGGACCUGCUGGAGCUUCUGCAGCAGUUUGAGAAUGAGAAAAGCUGGAGAUUUUCUGCGUUUUCUUCUUGCUGGAGAGAAAUGAAGUUUUCUCUCAUAUAUAGGGGCCGUCAAAGUUUCAAGGAGUUAUUAGAGUUUUCAGAAGAAGUUGCAGAUAUUACUAAAAGGUUCCUGACCCCUACCCAGAGCUUGAAGAUGAGAGUGGGAGCUCUUUAUACCUUGUAUGGCCUUUACUAUAAGCAUCCUAUAAGGCACUUCUUCAAGAUACGUAUCGUAAAGGAGGAAUACUACCACCUAAUGGAGUUGGUCGAGCCCUUCCGCUACAAGGCAGAAAAUCCCGAUCCUGCCAUUUUAUUCCGCACUUUGGAGACAGACGGUGCUUUUUAUCACACUGCAACUACACAGGAAAUGUGUUUGGACUUCCACUCUGCCGAACGGGAGGAAGUGGGCCUGAAGUAUGAGCUGCAGCGCAUUGCCACAACGUCUGCUGUUAGCCUAGCCAUGCCCUUGGAUGUUCUUGAUACAGAUGAAGCUCUGAUGCAGCAUUAUGAUAAGCUCAAGACUACUGUUUUAGAUACAAAGACACCAGGAAAAGCUCUAUCAAUGGUGGAUAAAUCGGUCACAUCAGAGGUGAAAAAUGCCAUAUUGAAGCUAAAUGAGGAUCUCUUAGUUGCUGUGGGGAUCAAGAACCCCUCCGGAAGUGCAAGUGAAGCUCAGCAGACAAGCUGGCUGUCCGAUAUAGGGCGACGACGAUCUGAAGUCCGAAACAAAGCUGUCAGCUCAUCCACAGCAGAUGGGUAUGUGAAUAGCCGGGGACUCCUUGCCAAAGAAAAGUGUAACUCCAACCUGAUAUUGAGGGGAGGCAAAAUACAGCACCUUAAAGGCCACAGGACGCAAACCAAUAACCCAACAGAGGAAGGGGUCACUGAUAAUGAAAGUGAUGUGGAUAAGACACCUACCAGCAAUAAAAGCAAAAAAGCACCGAGAGCAUCCCGCAAUAUUAUAGGACAAAUGCUUACUGAUGAGAAGAUUAGAAAUUACAUGAAACCACCAUCAGCAGAGGUCACCAAUAUUCCUUUGAGAUCAAUGGGAACCAUAAAGGCUGCAUCUAAAGCUAAGAGAAAGCAGUACAAACAUAAACUAGCAGAUGAAGAGGAUGCAGAUGACCUCCUCAAGAUGAGUGAAGAGGAUGCAGAUGACCCCCUCAGGAUGAGUGAAGAGGAUGCUGACGACCCCCUCAGGAUGAGUGAAGAGGAGAGUUCAUGUGGCAAAGAUGUAUCCAUUCCAGAGCACAAAAGCAACAGUGGUGGGACAAGAAACCCUCUUAAAGUGCCCAAGACAGAGAAAUGUCCUAAAAGAAGAGGCAGGACUGGAAGGCCACGGGGGAGACCCAGGAAGAUCCCUCUGCCUCAAAAUCCACUCCCAGCCAAAGCAGUUGAUGUUACUCAGUCAGACUCUAACAAUCAGAUUGUAACUCAUGACACAUCAGUUGCAAUGCCUCUAAAGACAGAAGUGCAACAGGAUGACCAGAGGAAUGACAACAACGAUGACCUUAAUAAAUUCAUGAUUUUAAGUGUACAAGUAUCCAGUGAUAACAUUAAUAACAAGUCAAAGAAGUUGAAGAUCUUGAAAUGUGAUUGGAAAGCCAUUUCAAAAGAUGAAAAGAAACUUUUUGAACUGAGAAGAAAGUUACUUGGUUUGAUGUUACCAGGGAGAGAGAUAACAGAUGAUGAUGUGCGAGACAGUUGCACUAAAGUGACAGUCACAGAAUCGUCAGUUGAAAAGGUAGAAAACAGAAACUCCUCAUCUUGCACAAUAAAUGCUAUGGAACAGACACCAGAGCUGAUGUCAGAAACUAUGACUUCAAAAUCUCCCCCAAAUAAGAAGGGGAAAAGUAAAGCCCAGGGCAGCCCUGUCAAGCAAACGGGAGUGUUAAUGAUGCCAGUGAGAGUGGGGGGUGUGACACGUCUCCUUCCAAUGCCAGGCUCUGCAGCAGAACAAAGCAAAGCCAGAAUGUCAAUGUCAAGACCUGACACCAAAACCCCUCAUGUCCCUGUGCCAUUUUGCACUUCAUCUCCAGAGCUUGUACCCUCUAAUCUUCAAAAAAAUGAUGUUCAAAUUUCUACCCAAACAAAUGGAGAUCAGGCAACAAACACUUGUCUACCAGGAGAUGAACUAGAUUCAGUGAUGGAACCAGGAUCUCAGCUCCAUGAGUUAGACUCUUUAAACCUUGAUCCAUUAUUUUUGGAAAGACUGCCAAUAAGGAAAAGAGAAGUUUUAUGCCAUCAAGUCACUACUGAAACUUCGCCCAUAAAACAAAAGAUACAAGGCCACGAUAGUACGGAAAACACCAGGGCAAAAUAUAAAACAGGAACUAUAGCAUACAGUGCAAUGGAUUCAUUUGUGGGUGAUGAGGCAUCAUCACCCACUAGUUACGAAAAUUCUGAUGUGCAAGGGGAUUCAGAUUUCCAAACAGAAGAUCCUUUGUAUCUUUCUAAAAAUGAAGUCACCAACACUAAUCCACCUUUAGGUUCUGAUCAUGUGUAUAUCUCACCAAGGAGCCAAAGAGAGGCUUUAACAAGUACAAAUUCUUUAGAGUCAAUAAAAUUAUUACCAAGGGUGAUACAUGCAAGUGACCCUUGGCUUAACAACCCCUCAGCCAAAGUACCUGCAAUGCCGAUCAUGCAGACUUUAUAUACAAGGGAACAAGCACAGAUCAGUAGACACCAAGUACAAGUACCCCUUCAAGCUGUAAUGCAACACCCUGAUUCGAGUCUAGUACAUUUACCUCAACAUGUUACUAUCAUGUCUGACUCUUCACCCUUUGUGUUAGAGAUGCCUCCACUUGUUCCAGUCCAGGAAAUAGCCACAAGUAAAGCCUUUGCACUUCCCCAAGCAACAUCUGAUUGUGUAACUUUACUUGCACAAGGAGUACCGAGCAGUUCCUUCACAUCACAGCAUGUGGUUAGUCCUCAGGGGUCAGCACAAUCUUGUAGCAGUCCUGUAAGUCAUAUAUCAAGGCCAUCAACCAGUGGUCAUUAUGCAGAAAUGCAGCAGAAUCCUAGCAUGAGAUGCAUUCCAUUGUUAAAUGAGUCACAGUACAUGGCACGAAAUAGUACACCAUCAAAGGUAUCGGAAAUUCCAAAGAUUUUAGAUAUGGCAAUGCAGACCACUCCUUGUAGUGAAAGAUUGACAAAUACAAUAGACAUCAAGGAAAAUGUGGAUGUUGGAGAUGUGAAAAGGGUAGGAGGAAACAUCCAUUCACCAAAUCAGCUGCAGACACCCAGGCAAGUCUCCAGAGUCAUUCCCUUUACCUCUCCCAAGGAAGUAACCAGAGAAAAAGAACUGUCAGGGGAAGCUAGUAACCACAGUUCAAAUGAGCUACCCAAGCAGACCACCUAUAAUUGUCAGCAGGAGAGGCGAGGAGCCCGGAGCAGCCCUGUGUGUACAUUUUUGUACUCUCCAAAAUACAAGGCUCUUUCUAAAUUAAAAGGGACAGGAGGAAUUGCUACUGGCACACCUGUUCAUAUAAAAGACAAGCCUCGAGUCCCUUUCAUUCUGAAGCAUUCACUUGUUCAGAAACGAAAGAAGUAGAUUUAGUUUAUCUCUUCUCUGCUGUUAUUAUUUUACAGCUCUGUCUCUUUUUAAAGAAAAAUAUUAUUAUUUCUAAUUAUGGAAGGAAAAAUAUCUUCUUUUUUUUAGUUUAGGAAAUAUUUUACCAAAUACUCAUGUUAUAUAUUCAGAGAUCUAUCUUAAUAUUUAAGAGGAAGGCUACUCUGCAUUUACAUCUCCAUAAAUAUUCAUAGAAGGACAGGUUGGUGCUGUAAUAGGUCUACGGAGAUUUUUCCCUUCCUUAGUUACUGGUCAUUAGUGUGUAAAUAUAUUUUUUCUCUUUAGAAAUAUUUUUCUUCAUAAAAAACAGAUAUCCUCUCUGUGUCCUGAUUUUUCUUUUCAUUUUAUAGUAUUAUCCGAGGAUAAUGUACAAGAAAUGCCAUUAUUAAUACAAUUUUUCUUCAUGAAUGUUGUAACUUUUAUAUUGAAAUUAUACUUUUUAUAUUAAAGUGGUCUACAAGAACAAA